AUGGGAUCUAAAAGAGUAGCCAUCAUUGGAGCAGGAGCCAGUGGGCUGCCCGCCAUUAAAGCCUGCCUGGACGAAGGUCUGACCCCUGUCUGCUUUGAGAGGACGGAUGGUUUAGGUGGCCUGUGGCGUUACACAGAUGAACCUAUUGAAGGUCAGGGAUGUGUGAUGAAGUCCACCGUGAUCAACACCAGCAAGGAAAUGAUGUCUUACAGCGACUUUAUCAUUCCAGAGAAAUACCCGGUCUUCAUGCACAAUACCCAGGUGUACGAGUAUUUCAAAUUGUAUGCAGAACACUUUGAUUUAGAGAAGUACAUCAACUACCACGAGGAAGUCUUGUAUGUCAGGAAAGCAGAAGACUACGCCAGCAGUGGCAAGUGGGAGAUCAAACGUAGGAACAGGAAGACAGACGAGGAGAAAGUGGAGGAGUUUGAUGGGGUUCUUGUGUGCUCCGGCCAUCACGCUGAUAAACAUGUGCCAACUUUUCCAGGGUUAAAUGAUUUUAAGGGACAGGUGUUACAUUCACACGAUUAUCGUAAACCAGAUGGCCUAGAUGGCAAAAGAAUUGUGGUCAUUGGCAUAGGUAACUCAGGGGGAGACGCGGCUGUCGAACUUAGCAGAAGAGCUUCACAGGUUUUUCUCAGUACCAGAAGGGGUACAUGGAUUUUUAACCGCGUUUCUUACCAUGGAUAUCCAGUGGAUAUGUUGUUUAUAAAACGUCCGGCUGUGUAUUUGUUGAAAUACUUCCCCUCCUGGAUUGACAGGCUUCAGAGACAAACGCUGAACAGGAGGAUUGAUCACGACCUUUACAGCCUUCGACCAGACUAUGGCCCGUUGAGCCAGCAUCCUAUGGCCAAUGACGAUAUGCCUAACAGGAUCAUCUGUGGGUCUGUCAAGAUCAAGACAGACAUCAAACGGUUCACCAGCAUGGGGGUGGAGUUUGUGGAUGGGACAUUUGAGGACAACAUUGAUUUGGUUGUCCUAGCUACCGGCUACACCUUUGGCUUCCCUUUCAUUGAUAAAAAGCUCAUAGAUGUACAAGAGAACCGGGUUCAGCUGUACAAAAACAUGUACCCACCAAAUCUGGAGCACAACAGUCUGGCUGUGAUUGGGUGUUUCCAACCACUGGGGGCCAUUAUGCCCAUCUCAGAGCUGCAGUGCAGGCUGGCAGCAAGAGUCAUUAAAGGCGUGACAUCAUUACCUUCUAGAGGAGAAAUGUGGAAUGACAUCAGGAAAAAUGAAGCAGAAAUGGCUCAGAGAUACGUCAAGUCUCAGAGACAUACAAUCCAGGUGGAUUACAUCCCAUUUAUGGAUGAGCUGGCCCAACUUGUUGGAUGUUCCGUGAAUUCAAUUGACCUGCUGAAGAAGGACCCAUUCUUGGCUCUUAAAGUCCUAUUUGGCCCAGCGACACCAUACCAAUACCGGUUAUUUGGCCCCGGAAAAUGGUCAGGAGCUCGAGAUGCAAUUAUGACCCAGUGGCAACGGAUAGAAGCACCCCUGAGGACUCGACCUCUGCCCCCAACAAAAUGUGGCAGCAUAACUGACAGUUACCUGAAGAUAUUUCUCUUCCUUCUAGUUAUUUACAUUUUGUUUUGGCUGUUGUUUAGGUAG
This is a messenger RNA of Candidula unifasciata, 1608 nucleotides long. NCBI's taxonomy places the organism in Eukaryota, Metazoa, Mollusca, Gastropoda, Stylommatophora, Geomitridae. The record is from the annotation of a GenBank genome assembly.